Pyrenophora tritici-repentis Pt-1C-BFP is the source of this 1599-nucleotide messenger RNA. NCBI's taxonomy places the organism in Eukaryota, Fungi, Ascomycota, Dothideomycetes, Pleosporales, Pleosporaceae. The record is from RefSeq and is a predicted model, not a curated record.
AUGGCCGGCAUGAAGAGAACCCGUUCUUCUCUCCGUAGCUAUUUUCAAAAUCCCAGAGCGGUCGUAACGGCUUUCCCAAGAGCUUAUACUUCGUCAAACGGCAUAUCUUCCACCAAAUUGAAAUCUCAAACUACAGAUUGGAAUGCCCGAGAUGAGUUUUUCAAAUUCACACGCGGCCGCUUUGUCUUGGAUGAGAAUCAAAAUGUCAGAAAAAGAGAGGUACUGUUCGACAUGAAUGAGCUCGUGAAGGUUGCAGCAAACUCAGUUGGAGCUGCUCAGUGUGUCGAUUUCAGAAAGCUCACGCACGGAAUGUUCAACAAAGCCCUCCUGAUGCUCAUGGACGACGGCCAAGAAGUUGUUGCUAAAAUACCUAACCCCAAUGCAGGCCGCGCACAUUGCACCACAGCUAGUGAAGUUGCUACAAUAGAUUUUAUAAGAAGAGUACUUGAUACACCUGCGCCUCGUGUUUACGCAUGGAAUUCCAAUGCGCCAUCGCAUUCAGUUGGAGCUGAAUAUAUCAUCAUGGAAAAGGCGAAGGGUGUUCCUCUCUCUCAGGUUUGGGAUGCGAUGCCAUUGCCUCAAAAGCUUCAAGUGCUGCUUGCUCUCGUACAGAUUCAAAAGCGAUGGCUUAGCAUUUCAUUCUCACACUACGGCGGCUUGUACUAUGCCAGCGAUGUGCGAUCACCUUCGGCGGGCCAUUACAUCGAAGACGGCACGGUCGCCAGGGACUCAGAGUCCGUUGUAGGACCAGCUACCGGGCGGGACUGGCAUGAUGCUGGCCGGGCAAGCCUAGACAUCAGAAGAGGGCCAUGGGCCUCUUUGAGCCAGUACUUACGAUCGAUCGGUGAGAGGGAGACAAAAGCAACUCAGAUUCUGAGUCCUCCGAAACAGAUAGCUCUGUUCUGUGGCCCCAAGCUUUAUCAACCAGAUCCGAAAGAGAAGCUAACUGCGCUUAGCCAGUACCACAAGAUUGCCGAUGCAAUCCUCCCUGGAAACAAAACCAUUUGCGCUCCAUACCUUUGGCACGACGAUUUGCAUGGUGAUAACAUCUUUGUCGAUCCCAACAAUCCCGGAAAGAUCACAGCCAUCAUCGAUUGGCAAUCUUGCCACAUCUCACCUCUCUUCAACCACAAUGCAGAUCCGGCGUUUCUUGACUGGGAAGGCCUCGAACCAGAGAAUCUAGAUUUGACUCCAAAGCCAGAUCUUGCUGGUCUUUCCUCGGAAGAGAAAUCCGCAGCCUUACCAUACAGGAUGUUUGAGUACGGAGAGGCGCACUUCCAGUCUCUUCUGGUUGAUUUGAAGGACACAUGGCCGACACUGACAGCAGCCACGGGCCAGAGUCAGUUCCCAUUUAAUUUUUCGGGUGUGGAAAUUGAGCGCAUCAAGUCAAAGGGUGAUUGUGCGGUGGCUGAAACAGAACUAGUGGCGCAGGUGAAGGAGACUAUGGGCGAAUUGUGGCCGGACAAAGGCCUUAUCGACCAUCAGCUAUAUGAUUCUUGUAGAGCGGCACUCAAGGAGAUGAAAGAACAACUGAUUGAGCAGUUGGCAUUGAACGAGGAGGAACGAGCGGAGUACGAACGCUAUUGGCCGUUUGACUAA